This is a messenger RNA of Fusarium venenatum, 1620 nucleotides long. The record is from RefSeq and is a predicted model, not a curated record. NCBI's taxonomy places the organism in Eukaryota, Fungi, Ascomycota, Sordariomycetes, Hypocreales, Nectriaceae.
AUGGCGUUUCGACUUACCACCUGGAAUGGAUACUCUGGCGUCGCCAUCUACACACGCAACUCUACAUGUGCUCCUAUACGAGCUGAAGAAGGAAUCACCGGCAUCUUGACUCCUCCAAAGUCCAUGACUAGAUACCGCGAUCUCCCAGACGACCAACAGAUCGGUGGCUAUCCUCGACCUGGCCAGCUCGACGGUAUCGUCGACGAAGCAACUCUGGACUCAGAGGGCCGCUGUGUCAUCCUUGAGUUUCCAGGUUUUGUACUCCUUGGGGUUUACAGUCCUGCAAACCGCGAUGAAACCCGCGACGAUUUUCGAAUCGGUUUCCUUCAAGCACUUGAUGUGCGGAUACGAAACUUAGUCGCUGCAGGGAAGCAGGUCGUUCUCACAGGCGACUUGAACAUUGUUCGCUCCGAGGUUGAUUCGACCAAUGUCGCGGAGACGCUUCGCAAAGGAAAUCUCGACCUGAGCGAAUGGAUGAGCAUGCCUGCGCGGCGCAUCUUCAACCAACUCAUCUUUGAAGAGGGCGUACUUGGGGACAGAGGCCAAAGCCACAAAGAUCCUGUCCUUUGGGAUUUGUGUCGCUACUUUCACCCCGAGCGAGCUGGCAUGAAUACCUGCUGGGAUACCAAGCGCAACACACGCCCUGCCAAUAACGGAAGUCGGAUCGACUACGUCUUAUGUAGCGACGGUAUCAAGACCUGGUUCAACUUCUCGAACAUUCAGGAGGGCUUGAUGGGAUCUGAUCAUUGUCCUGUCUUUGCCACUUUCUCCGACACAGUGAUGGUACAGGGCGAGGAACGUGCUUUACCGGAAAUGAUGAACCCACCUGGCAUGUUUCAAGGCGAGCGGCGCCUUCGAGAUUGGAAUACGAAGGAUCUGCUUCCUUUGUCUGCAAAGCUGAUGCCAGAGUUUGACCGACGUCAGAGCAUCCGCGACAUGUUCACAAAGAAAGCUACCUCAGCCGCCCCUCCACAAGAACCUGCGAAUCCAGGCGCUGCUGCAAAAUCUUUAAUGGAUGGGGAUGGCAGCGCUGAAGAGUUCAAAGAGACGUCGGAUGCAGCUUCAGAGCCCCAAGCCAGCACUCCACUUACACUAAAGCUGGGUGAGACUCCUGGCCCAACCAAACAGUCCGUCUCUCCACUGAAUGCUAAAAGACCUGGAUAUGCCACCAGCACGACAAGCCGGCCACUCAAGAAGUCCAAGUCUUCGAUAGGUGCCAAAGAUCCCAAGAGCAAGGUGGCGCCUGGUCAACGCACGCUACAAGGGUUCUUCAAGCCCAAAGCGCCAGCGGCUCAACAUGACAGGUUGGGGCGAGUGGAGGCAAGUUCUAUUCCCUCCCCGACAAAGAAACCAACAGUCUCGACAAGAGGAAUAACCAGUCCGCAACAAACAAACACUCCAGAAGCUAUGUUUACAGAACGGUCACCGCUCAGGGUCUCUCAUCGCGGAAACGGGCCCGACUCUCCUGACAGAGUGUUCGACCCAAUAGAAGCCAAGGAGUCAUGGUCCAAGUUGCUGGGAAAGAGGGUUGCACCAAGAUGCGAACAUGACGAACCCUGCAUAAGCCUUACUACCAAGAAAUCGGGAGUCAAUUGUGGUACGUCUUACAACGGCAACUGA